GGCUAUUCAGUGACAGCUGCUAAUCAGAUCGCCCUUUUUUCGUCUCGUGUGCCAAUUGUAGAAUAAUUUAAUGUUUUAAUGCUAAUUAACUGAAAGAGUGUAAGGUUUAAAGAGAAAAUGACGCUAUAUCACUUUGGUAACUGUGUGGCAUUGCUUAUGCCAUACUACUUCACCUACAAAUACUCAGGCCUAUCUGAAUAUGGUGCCUUUUGGAAGUGCAUACAGGCGGGCUGCAUUUAUAUAUUUACACAACUCUGUAAAAUGCUCGUUUUGGCAACGUUUUUCUACUCGGACACAUCGUCAGGCAAUGGCGAGUUUAAUUUCUUUGCGGAGUUGUUGCGCUGUAGUGUUGAUGUAGCAGAUCUACUGGGAUUUGCACUAAUUCUGAGCCGCAUUCCUGGCAAGGGUCACUCUAAACUGAUUACCGCUGGACUCGGCUGGGCUACCGCUGAGGUUGUGCUAUCGCGUGGCAUUAUGCUCUGGGUAGGUGCUAGAGGUACCGAAUUCAGUUGGAUUUAUAUACAAAAGUGCUUGGAGUCCAAUGUGAUGUUAGUGCAACACUUGACUACCGCUACCCUGAUUUGGCUGUUCACACGUCACGACUUAAGCAAGGCACUAAAACCACUAGUUUCUGUAUUGCUGGCCGUGACCAUCUUUAAAGGCGUCUGGUUGGAGGGCUUGCUGCACAUACUCAGCAUUGGACCUUGGGCAGCUAUUGCUGUAAAAGCGCUUGUCGCAUCCCUUAUUGGAUUCUGCUCGUUGCAUAUUUAUUCUGGGCUAGCCCAGCAAAUAGGCAUUUAGUUUUAUGCUUUUUUUAAUAUUAUGCUUUGUUUACAUUUGUAUUGUGGGUUGUCAUAUGUAUAAGUACAGUAAAGACAACGAGAACGGUAUAGGAGAUUGAAAAACGUUUUAAUGAAUUAUAGUUAUAACAUAGAACGAGUCUUAAUAAA
This is a messenger RNA of Drosophila busckii, 950 nucleotides long. Its product is annotated as transmembrane protein 147. The coding region runs from base 118 to 801 and encodes 227 amino acids. The transcript has 4 exons. Lineage: Eukaryota; Metazoa; Arthropoda; Insecta; Diptera; Drosophilidae. The record is from RefSeq and is a predicted model, not a curated record.